This is a messenger RNA of Malus domestica (apple), 1688 nucleotides long. Its product is annotated as dof zinc finger protein DOF2.4. The record is from RefSeq and is a predicted model, not a curated record. NCBI's taxonomy places the organism in Eukaryota, Viridiplantae, Streptophyta, Magnoliopsida, Rosales, Rosaceae. Gene Ontology annotation, molecular function: DNA-binding transcription factor activity; DNA binding. Gene Ontology annotation, biological process: regulation of DNA-templated transcription.
UUCUUUCUUUCUUCCUUUCUCUUUUUCUCUCUGUGACUCUCUCUCUCUCUCUAGCUUCUUUCUCUUAGUUGUUGAUGUGAUUCUCUCCACUAUUAUCUCCAAAAACCCAUCAACCUUUUACAAAAGAAAGAAAGAAUUAAAGGCCACCACAGGAGAGAAUCAUGGUUUUCUCUUCCAUUCCAGCUUAUCUUGAUCCGGCCAACUGGCAGCAGCAACCAAAUCAUCACCACCACUUAACAGAAAGCAACACCAAUAACAUUAGCAACAACAACAUCAACAACAACUCUCACUUCCUUCCGCCUCCUCCUCCGCCGCUGCCUUCAAACACUCAUGACGGCUGUGGGGUAGGUGGUGCGGGCUCGAUCAGGCCAGGCUCUAUGGCAGAUCGAGCUCGCAUGGCCAACAUCCCCCUCCCUGAGCAAGCACUAAAAUGUCCGCGGUGCGAAUCCACCAACACUAAGUUCUGCUACUUCAACAACUACAGCCUCACACAGCCCCGCCACUUCUGCAAGACUUGUAGAAGGUACUGGACGAGAGGCGGGGCCCUGCGAAAUGUUCCAGUUGGCGGCGGCUGCAGGAGAAACAAAAGGAGCAAAGGAACCAGUAGCAGCGCCUCCAAGUCCCCAGCCAGCAGCUCGGACAGGCCAACCGGUUCGGCCGGUUCGUCGGGCCACGCAAAUUUAGGGUUAAACAACAGUAGCACGGCCGGCUCGGCGGAUAAUAAUAACAUGAGGAUGAGCCCGCACAUCCCACCGCUGCGUUUCAUGUCUCCUUUCUCCACCGACAUGGCCUUAAAUUUCGGCAUGAUGAACAAUAAUAAUAGCAGUAAUUAUGGAGUUGGAGACUUGAAUGGUUUUCAUCAGAUGGGGAGUGGUCUAGGAGCUAGCGGUGGAUCGCUCUUUACUUUCCAGCAGCAGACGCCGUCAUUUCCGUUCAUGGCCGGGUUGGAUCCUACGCCGGCGGGGCUUAUGUUCGAGAGCAGCGGAGUUGAGGUACCGGGGUAUAAUCAGGUGCGGCCGAGAGUACCGUUUGCUGGGAUGAGUAUAUCUCAAAUGGCUUCGGUGAAGAUGGAAUUAGAAAGUCAGCAGCAACAACAACAGAAUCAGGAGUUGAAUUUGUCGAGGCAGUUGUUGGGGAUGAAUAAUAAUUCAGGAAAUGAUCAGUUCUGGAGUAAUGGCAGCGGCCGCGGCAGUGGUGGUUCUAGUACUACUACUGCAUGGACUGAUCAUUUGGGGUUUAACCCUACUUCCACUACUAGCAAUAAUAUUAACAAUCCCCUAUAAAAUUCAGUUCCAGUUUGUACUUUGGUGAUUAGAUCGAAUACUUCACUGCGAAGCUAGCUUUGAGUUUUACUUAAUUUUAUAGAAAAUUAACUCAGAAGACAUCAAGACUCAAGAGCUCCCUUCUUAUCAUUUGACGAAAAAAUGUGAGGAAAUUAAGGAUGAUGAGCUUUGUUCUUCAUGAUGAUAAUGGUAGGUUUUUGUUUUAUGUUCUUGUCUACUUUUUUCUGUCCUGCUUCAUCUGUGAGCUUAGGGACUUUGAUCUUUUGGGUUUGGUUUUAGGAAGGCAUUAUAUAUAUGAUGUAUGAAUUAGCUAGCAUGCUUGCAACACAAGUACUGAUUAAUUAGUGAUGAGUGUAUGAGUACUUCAUGGAGUUUUGAAUGAAAAUCGAACGUGUUGUACUUUAA